AUGCGAGGUCAACGCGCUGCCAAGUUCGCCGAAUACACCGCAACGUACGCGAUUCUGAAGCGCCUGGGGCUGCAUGACACGGUGCUGAUUGAAAAGCGUGACGCAUCUGUGGGGUACGGGGUUUUUGUGAAGGACGCGUGUGAUGCGGGUACCCCGCUGCUGGUGGUUCCCUCGCGACGUGCCUGCGCCGUGACGACCCUGGAGAGGCUCGGGGCGAACUUGCGGAUGGUCGAGGCGGGGGCGCUGCAGAAGCUUCAGCGCCUAGACGACGGCGCGCUGGCGCGGCUACUGGGCUGCACUGCAGGCCAAUGGGCGAGGCUUGCAUGGCGUCUUGCGAUUGAGCGUCAGCGGGCGCUUUCGCCGUGGUGGGGAUGGCUGAGCGUCCUGCCGAGUUCCCCGUCGUUUAAGACGAUGGAAGAAGGCUGUGAGCGUUUGUGCCGACUUCAUCACACGGCGCUGCUGCCCUACCUGACGGAUGCCCGGCGCAGAAUUGAAGAUGAGGUAAGGGCUGCGCAUGCGAUAUUUUCCGAAGAAAACGUGGUGCCCUCACUGCCUUACUUCCGUGGGGCGGUGGAAGUCAUAUUGUCGAGAGCUCAACAUUUGCCGUUGUGCUGGACCACGGCGCCCGGCGAUCCUGUGGAGCUGGGGAUUUUGCCCUUCAUCGACCUCAUCAACGGAGACGAUGGCGUUGACAGGAGGCGGAAUGCCGCGGUGGAGGUGGCGUUUGCAGUGGAGGAGCUGCCUAGUUGGUAUCGCUCUUGGUUCGUGCAGGAGUCGGAGCGAGGGGGCGUCGAUGGCGAGAAGGAGCUGCAGCGUUUGAUGGAGGAGCACUUCUUUGCCGUGGUUGUGCUCGAGCGUGGCUUGCUUGCCGCGGAGGAGGUGAUACUUGAGUACGAGCUGCAGCCCUGGGGUACGGGCUCGCUGAGCCCCGCGGAGGAACUGUUGCUGGGGCGACUCUUGAGAUACUUUUUUUAA
Trypanosoma conorhini is the source of this 975-nucleotide messenger RNA. RefSeq lists its product as uncharacterized. The record is from RefSeq and is a predicted model, not a curated record. The transcript has a single exon. Lineage: Eukaryota; Euglenozoa; Kinetoplastea; Trypanosomatida; Trypanosomatidae. Bases 1 to 975 code for a protein of 324 amino acids.